Molecule: messenger RNA, 1359 nt
Organism: Aspergillus chevalieri
Lineage: Eukaryota; Fungi; Ascomycota; Eurotiomycetes; Eurotiales; Aspergillaceae
Product: Rieske [2Fe-2S] domain protein
Exons: 1
Coding region: 1-1359 (452 amino acids)
Molecular function (GO): 2 iron, 2 sulfur cluster binding
Source: RefSeq, a predicted model, not a curated record
AUGUCAAUCAAACUCGGGUUCCUCCCCGACUUCACAAGCGCACGACAUGUGAUCCAUCUCUCCGACGGCAAGCGCCUGGUCCUCUUCCGCUUGCCAUCAAUCGAGCCUACAAAAUCCAAGACCAAAGCAGCGAACGAGACUGAAAAUGGCUGGUCGUUUUAUGCCAUGGAGGCGGAGUGUCCGCAUGCCGGUGGUCCGAUGGAGGAUUCGCAGGUCGAUAUUGAGGAUUCCGCGUACAUCGUCUCGUGUCCGUGGCAUGCGUACGAUUUCAAUGUAGAAACGGGCGAGUCAAGCGUUGGGAUUAAGGCGUGUACUUAUCCUGUUGAAGUCCGUGGAGAGACUAUUUUCUUGAAGUACUCAGAGGAUGGUAUCAGUCUGAAACAGCUGGAGCCGGUGACGGAGCAGGUGAAGUUCAAGAAGCAAAGGCAAACCCAGGAGACCGAGCUCUCGGAGAGCCUUCAGAAGAGCCUUGAAAUUUCCUCGAGCCCCGUGUUUCUGGAUGAUAAUGCGACCUUUUGUGAUUGGGCUGUUCAUAUUCUGAAUACUCCUCACCCGGAGCAUAAGAUUGAGCUGACGGUCCAUCUAUUCUCAAUCUUCACCGAACGGGAGAAGUCGUCUUCACCAAUGGAAAUUGGAAGAGGCACAAUAACCCCUCCCGCUACACCACCACGCGAAAAUCUGAACACCGUCAAGGCUACAGAGAUGCCGCGUUCGAGGGGAGGUGGAACACUGAAAAGCCGGAUUACCAUGCUACACGCCCUAGCCAAUAUUGAACUAUGGGCUAUCGACCUUGCCAUUGAUAUCUGCGUACGGUUCUCAACCUUCCAUGCCGAAGAGACUGGAAAGGAACUGCCUCGCGCCUUCUUCCAUGACUGGCUCAAGGUUGCAAGCGAUGAAGCAAAACAUUUUUCAUUUUUGCGAACUAGACUCGAAGAAAUGGGCUCCUACUUCGGUGCCCUUCCUGUUCACCAUGGCCUCUGGGAAUCGGCGACCGCAACCGCCCACGACCUCCGUGCCAGAAUCUGUAUCAUCGCACUCGUCCAUGAAGCCCGUGGUCUGGACGUCAACCCCAUGACCAUCGAGAAAUUCCGCAAAGCAGGCGAUAUUGACAGCGUCGGAGCUCUUGAAGUGAUCCACAACGAUGAGAUCACACACGUGACCACCGGCCAUCGAUGGUUGACGUGGAUAUGUGGGCAGGAAAACACCGAUCCGGUUGAAGUCUUCCGUUCGAACGUCAAAAUGCAUUUCAGGAGUGGGCUAAAGGGCCCUUUCAAUACCGAAGCGCGGAUGCAGGCUGGUAUGGACGAGCGGUAUUAUGGGAAUUAUGAAAAGCAGCCGGCCAAUGUCAAGGUGGCUUAG